Molecule: messenger RNA, 321 nt
Organism: Aplosporella prunicola CBS 121167
Lineage: Eukaryota; Fungi; Ascomycota; Dothideomycetes; Botryosphaeriales; Aplosporellaceae
Exons: 3
Coding region: 1-321 (106 amino acids)
Source: RefSeq, a predicted model, not a curated record
AUGCAUUACACGACUGCUGUCCUCGCUCUCUUCGCCGUUACCGGCCUCGCUGCUCCCCGCCACACGCAGAAGCAGAUGCCCUGGGCCGAGUCUGUCUCGCCCUUUGAUGACUUCCGCGGCGAGGGGCAUACUGGUCUCUGUAUGCGGAUUUGUUCGUUCGAGCCCAUUAAGUGCAGUGAAGGUUGGGAGAACGUUAAGAUGGGAGAGUGCAACACGUGCUGCAAGUCGGAGGAAAAGACAAUUAUCUGUAAGUCUGCCUUUCCGGUGUUUGCGUUUGCGAGCACACCAGGUAUCAUAGUGCUGCAUGGAGGCUUGUUCUAA